Molecule: messenger RNA, 2164 nt
Organism: Solanum stenotomum
Lineage: Eukaryota; Viridiplantae; Streptophyta; Magnoliopsida; Solanales; Solanaceae
Product: probable endo-1,3(4)-beta-glucanase ARB_01444
Exons: 1
Coding region: 77-2122 (681 amino acids)
Molecular function (GO): endo-1,3(4)-beta-glucanase activity
Source: RefSeq, a predicted model, not a curated record
UCAUGGUGUUGAAAAACCUAACAAACCCUAUAAAAUCCCUCCACAGCCAACUUCAUCUUCCUCACAAUCCUUUGCCAUGGCAUUAUCCUCACAGCCUUUCAUCUUCCCUGGUACCCAAUCAACUGUUCUACCUGACCCAUCUGCCUUUUUUGCUCCUCAUCUCCUCUCGAACCCUUUGCCCACUAAUUCUUUCUUCCAAAAUUUCGUACUCAAGAAUGGUGAUCAACCUGAAUUCAUACACCCAUAUAUCGUCAAAUCGUCGCUUUCAUCCCUCACUCUUUGUUACCCAUCUCAGUUCCACAAUCCGGCUUUUAUUUACCAGACUUUUAUUGCUGAUCUGACCAUCAGAGCGUUGAAUAAUCCCAAUCCAAAUGCACCCCAUGUAAUUUCAUCCUUUGAUGAUCUUAGUGUCACAUUAGACCUUCCCUCUAGCAAUCUUAGGUUCUUUCUUGUUAAAGGUUCCCCAUUUAUUACGUGUAGUGUUAUUGAAAAUGUAGCGAUAUCGAUUUCCACAAUUCACGCCAUUCUUCAAUGUUCCCCCAAUGGUAAUCGUACUAAAUAUACUAUCAAGCUCAACAAUGGGCAAACUUGGGUUUUGUAUGCUUCAUCCCCAAUUGAUUUGAGUAAUGAUGUAUCGUCUAUCACGUCUGGUGUGUUUUCGGGUAUUAUUAGGAUUGCUUGUUUGCCAAAUUCUGAUCAAACAAGUGAAGCAGUUCUUGAUCGUUUCAGUUCUUGUUAUCCUACAAGUGGUAAUGCGGUUUUCAAGCAGCCAUUUUGCGUGGAGUACAAGUGGGAAAAGAAGGGAUGGGGUGACUUGCUUAUGCUGGCUCAUCCCCUCCAUCUUCAGCUCCUUUCUGCUGCGGAUAGCUCGGUAACUGUCUUGGAGGGUUUUAAGUACAAUAGUAUUGAUGGUGAGCUUGUUGGUGUUGUUGGAGACUCAUGGAUAUUGAAGAGUGACCCUGUUUCUGUAACAUGGCAUUCCAUUAAAGGUGUUAAGGAGGAGGCAUGUUUAGAAAUAAUUGAUUCGUUGAAUAAGGAUGUUGCUGCCUUGGAUUCAAAGGGAAUAUCUACAACAUCAUCUUAUUUUUUUGGAAAAUUGAUUGCAAGAGCAGCAAGGCUGGCAUUGAUUGCUGAAGAGGUUUGUCACCUUGAUGUUAUCCCGGCAAUCCGCAAAUUCUUGAAGGAUACAGUUGAACCAUGGUUGGAGGGGACUUUUCAAGCAAAUGGUUUCUUUUAUGAAUCAAAAUGGGGUGGAAUUGUGACUAAGCAAGGGGCGUUGUAUUCGGGAGCUGACUUUGGUUUUGGGGUCUAUAAUGAUCACCAUUUUCAUAUUGGUCAUUUCCUUUAUGCAAUUGCAGUGCUAGCCAAGAUAGAUCCCAUCUGGGGGAGGAAGUAUAAGCCACAAGCUUAUGCACUUAUGGCGGAUUUUAUGAAUUUAAGCAGGCGAUCAAAUUCAAAGUAUGCCCGGUUGAGGUGUUUUGACUUGUGGAAGCUGCACUCUUGGGCUGGGGGAUUGACAGAGUUUGCUGAUGGACGAAACCAGGAGAGUACAAGUGAAGCAGUUAAUGCAUACUAUUCAGCAGCUUUAAUGGGUUUGGCCUAUGGGGAUACCCAUCUUGUUGCCAUUGGAUCGACCCUUUCAGCUUUAGAGAUUCAUUCUGCACAGACUUGGUGGCAUGUGAAAGAGGGAAGCACUUUAUAUGGGGAAGAAUUCACAAAAAACAACAGGGUGGUGGGUGUUUUAUGGUCUAACAAAAGGGAUAGCGGCCUUUGGUUUGCUCCACCUGAAUGGAAAGAGUGUAGACUUGGAAUUCAGGUCUUACCAAUAUUGCCCAUUACUGAACUUCUGUUUUCAGACGUGCAGUUUGUGAAGCAGUUGGUCGAAUGGACACUGCCAGCUCUGGCAAGGGAAGGGGUUGGAGAAGGUUGGAAAGGGUUUGUGUAUACUUUGGAAGCAAUAUAUGAUAAAGUGGGUGCUUUGAACAAAACUAGGAGCUUAACUGGGUUUGAUGAUGGAAAUUCUCUUUCAAAUCUUCUAUGGUGGAUUCAUUCUAGAGAUGAUGAAGUGGGGAAAUCUGAUAGAGGAAGCAAGUUUUGCUGGUUCAGACACUACUCUCAUUGAUUCUUUUACGGUGUGUUACAUUUGAGUGUUCUCAAUAUGAUC